Messenger RNA from Morone saxatilis (striped sea-bass), 2862 nucleotides. RefSeq names its product protein inscuteable homolog (gene insc). Lineage: Eukaryota; Metazoa; Chordata; Actinopteri; Moronidae. The transcript is spliced from 12 exons. Gene Ontology annotation, molecular function: cytoskeletal adaptor activity. Bases 454 to 2004 code for a protein of 516 amino acids. The record is from RefSeq and is a predicted model, not a curated record. Gene Ontology annotation, cellular component: apical cortex. Gene Ontology annotation, biological process: apical protein localization; establishment of mitotic spindle orientation; regulation of asymmetric cell division.
GAGGUCUGCAAUUACAUCUCGCCAUAACUGGUCACUCUGCAAUUACAUGCUCCACCACAGAAUCUCCCCCCUCCUCCUCUGAAAAGCACCACUGCUCAUAUGGCAGACCGAAAUAGAAUAGUUUCAUGUCUGUUUGGAUGGCGGCCCAGCUGAAACUAUGCUCCGCUGCUUGACUGACAGUGGGAUGUGGACUUUUUCUCCCCAAGAAAAACCUUUAAGGCCAGUCGCGUUUAGUCUCUGAGCAGUCCUACUCCAGCAGGCGUUGGUGGUGGUUGGCCCAGCUGGGCUCCAAGACGGGAGACAGAAACAAAGUUAGAGUGAGUGAAAAAGAGGACAGAGACACACGGUUUGCAGUGAAGAGGACAAGAACCCCAAGCUGUAACUAUGAACCCUCCUGGGAACACUUAACCUUUCAGUCACUGACCAAGAGAAUGGGUGCUGAGCUGAAGUAAGAUGGCCUCGGACAGAAUGGCGACUCCUCAGAGCAGCUCUAGACAGAGCAGCUCGCUCUCUUCAUCCCCUAUGAGUACCCGCAUGCAGUCUCUCCAGGUCGACUCAGUCCAGCGCUGGAUGGAGGACCUCCGCCACAUGACAGAGGUAGAGUGUAUGUGUGUCCUCCAGGCCAAACCCAUCGGGGUGGAGGAGGACUCUCAGCAGGGAGAGCUGAUUGUGGCGUCCGGGGUCGGUGCAGGGGACCACGUGGCCAGGAACAACCUGCAGACACUCCUUCGCCGCGCCCUGGUGGUCAGCACGGAAUUAGGCAAGAUGUUCCAGCGACUUGAGAAAGGGCGCUGGCAGAGGGUCCACAGCACAGCCGUAAGGGCCAACUGCCACGUGCGUUCCCUGGUGCAUGAGUACAGCGCCGCCCGAAGCACACCACCUGAGAUGCAGAAGUAUGAGAAAUCUCUGCUGGAAAAAUGUAUGGAGCUGACCAAUAUUACAGAGAGGUGCCUCCACACUGAUGAUGAAUUCUUCCUGAAGUCCAUGAGGGAGGCCAUCCAUGAAAUCCUUACAGACGUCAGUGAUUCCUUCAGCAACAUGAUUGACAUGGCUUUAGCCAAUGAGAUUCGGGUCCUGAUCAAACAGAUUGACUCAUCAGACAAUGUUCACACCAUCGGUAGUGCCAUUAGCAACCUACUGUCCCUCACCCAGGAUGGACCUCAGCUCUGCAGCAUCAUUGCCAAGGAAGGAGCUGUGGUGGCCCUCUUCAAGAUCUGCAGGCAGGACCGCUUCAGAGACCUGUACGCUCACGCUCUGAGGACUGUGGCCUCCAUCUGCUGUGUGGAGGAGGGCAUCAACCAACUGGACAAGGUGGAUGGCAUCCUGUGUCUGGCAGACAUCUUGACUGAUGAAAGCAGCGUGGAAGCAGCCAGGGCAGAGGCAGCGGCGGUUGUAGCUCAGAUCACCUCACCUCAUCACACAUCCACACAGCACCUCGCCAGCUUCCUGGAGAGCAUGCACGACAUCGUCACCGCGCUCAUCAAGUUGUGUGAGAGUGCCUCAUGUGGUGAAGUAUUCCUCCUGGCAUCUGCAGCCUUGGCCAAUAUCACCUUUUUUGACAGCAUGGCCUGUGAGAUUCUCCUGCAGCUAAACGCCAUCCAGAUCCUGCUGCAGGCCUGCAGAGACCGCCAGAGAGUCGACACACCCUACUCCAAAGACCAGGUGGUGACUAUCUUGGCAAACCUGUCAGUUUUAGAGCAGUGUGCUUCUGAAGUCCUGCAAGAACAAGGAAUAGAGCGACUGCUGCUUCUGCUAGGAGAAAAGCCGUCCUCCUCCAGUCCAUCAGAGGGCGCCGCCUGUGAGCGUGUUCAGCAGAAAGCUGCUGUCACACUGGCCCGUCUAAGCAGAGACUCUGAUGUGGCUCAAACAGCCAUCCAGCUAAAAGCUGUUCCUCGUCUUAUUGAACUGUGUCGCUCCCCUACUGAGAGAAAUAACAGUGACUCAGUGCUGGUCGCUUGCCUGGUAGGUAUAAAGUGUGUGUUUCUUGUGUGUGCAGCCUCAUAAAUGUAAAUAACUCCAUGUCCUGAAUACAAAUAUAUCAUUCAAACAUUCAAACUGCUUAUUGCACUAUUACCUGCACUCGCUUUAUAGUACAAACUGAGGGCACUAUACUAUAGGGCUCCACGUGUAACAUCAGUGCACCAAAUGACUGUCCAAUUUAAUUACAUCCACAGGGCAAUAUCUGAAAAUCAUCACAACUAACCAGUAUCUUUAAACCAUGUUGAGAUAGCUGACACAUCAUCUCAAACAUUGUAUGUUUAAAUAUGUACAUAUCAUGAAUAAUCUCCCUGCUUGUACUUUAUCAUUCUCUAAUUCUGAUCAUAAUUAUCAAGACUAGAUCUUAGGGCCGAUGAGGGGAUUUGAAGCGCAUAAUGGUCAGGGGCUUAAUUGGGCUGCCUCGCUGCGCCCAGAAAUGCCCUCUUCACUGUAACCACAUUUGUCAGUCUAUUCAAAUUAAUGUGAUUCCAUUUUAUCCUUUUAGCCAAGGGUUAAGUAGAGCAUUUGUGGGUGUUGAAUUUUUACCUUCAAAGGAGGCUGAGCUUUCACAGAUCAUUUGUAAUUUUAAAUGUAAAUGUUGGAGGCUCUCCUGGCUGAAUUAGUUUGAGACGUCACACACAGCACUGAUGCUCUCCUGAAAUCACAUGAGAUGUUGAACGAAAAAUCACAGUGUGUUAUUAAAACACACUGCUUGCUUGGUAGGGUUGAAUUUAUUACAGUAUUACUACAGUUUGCUGUUGUUUACUGUAAACCUGCAGGCACAGAAAGUUUUUUUUAUUUAACUACAUUAAAUAUGCACAGUUGAAAUUCUGCCUCCCCACUUGAAAUUAUUUUAAUCUAUGUGUUUGAAUAUAGGAGUACAGC